Messenger RNA from Plasmopara halstedii, 765 nucleotides. Its product is annotated as Endonuclease/exonuclease/phosphatase. The transcript is spliced from 3 exons. NCBI's taxonomy places the organism in Eukaryota, Oomycota, Peronosporomycetes, Peronosporales, Peronosporaceae. Gene Ontology annotation, molecular function: catalytic activity. Bases 1 to 765 code for a protein of 254 amino acids. The record is from RefSeq and is a predicted model, not a curated record.
AUGACGAUGGACAUCAGAGGGGAAUCGGCCUUGCUCUUCAACGUGUACGCACCGACGGAUCGAGAUCAGCGCGAGGCUCUCUUCACCGCGCUCGGUGAGCUGAAACUCGAACAUGAUGGACCUGUUCUCAUAGGUGGAGAUUUCAACUGUACGGUGAGCCCGCGUACAGACCGGUCAUAUCAACCGACGGCGAAUGAUCAGUUCUCACCAGCACUGAUGGCUCUACUACAAAAAUGGAGCCUAGCGGAUGCGCUGGAGCGCGAAGUGCUUGACGCGAACGAUCCAAGAGAAGUGGAAGCCUUCCAAGUGGCACAUCACACUCAUAAGUACACGUUACCAGGGGUAUCCAGUGUGAUUUCAAGUCCAAGUUCGAAUCACGAUGGAGUCUCACCGAAGUUAGCCCCACGAAGUCGGACAAUCCAAGUGAAAAAGCGACCGACGUGCUACCCGGUUCCCGAUUACGCGCUGGAGUGUGCCCAAUUCAUGGAAGCAGAGUCUUUCGAUGAUACAGAGGCUCAGACCAGGUUCAGCUUAUACACGGUCAAUCUUCACGCGCAAAAAGGAUGGCUCACUGGUGGGAUCCAAAAAUGCGGGCCGGAUAUCGACAGCGACUGCGACGUCCUUACUCUAGCCUUGACACAGCAACGCGGUUGCCCUCCAACAACGCUGAGUGCCAAGACUCAGGUGGUACGCAAGCAGGCUGCCUACGCGAAGAAAUCAGUGGCUGUCAAGACAAAUGGAAAGAAUCAAAAGCACGACGUUUGA